Molecule: messenger RNA, 817 nt
Organism: Dimorphilus gyrociliatus
Lineage: Eukaryota; Metazoa; Annelida; Polychaeta; Dinophilidae
Source: the annotation of a GenBank genome assembly
AAUGCUACCAUAUUGUUUUGGAUGUAAGAAAAAGAUUAAUAAGCUGAAGCAAGGUGUUUGUUCACUUUGUCAUCAUAAAGUCCAUUGGGCUUGUUUAUCAGAUGGAUUAUGUUCUAUAUGUUCAAGUGUUGAUAAAAAAAGAAUCAGAAUUAUUCUGAGCAAAUGUGAUGAAAUUUUACAAGAUAAAUCUACCAAUAAAGUCUCAAAUGCUGAAAAUAUAGAUCUAAAUCAUUCAAGAGAAGAGAUAGAUGUGCAAAAUAUAAUAAUGGAUGUUGAUCAUGAAGAAGUGGUUACCCUUAUUGAAACACUGAAUUGUGAUGCAGAGUACAGGCUUGUUGAUAAUCUUAGUGAAAGCAGCCCUCUGCAUGGAAAUAUAUUACAUUUGAAUGAGAAUGAUAUCAAUAUGGAGGAGUCCUUUGAAAGUAUACCAGAGGAGCUUGGUUAUUCAUCAGACUUCAACAAAAAAAAUGGACAAUGGUUUGAAAUGAGACAGCUAAUGGCUUUGCCAUUCCUUCCAUCUCACAUUAUUCCAAUAGAGUUUAUUAAAAAUAAGGAUUACCUUAAAUCAAUUGAUAAACUUGCUGAUUUUAUUGAUUAUUUUGAAAGAACUUGGAUUUUGAAUGAUGUUUGGUCACCAAAAUGUUGGUCUAUCUAUCAAUGUGCAAUCAGAACAAAUAAUGAUGUUGAGGGAUUUCACAAUAGGUUGAAUGGAAAUGUUGGAGUGAAUGUUUCAUUUUAUUCUGUGAUAGAUGAAUUGAAAAGGGAAGCAGACCUUAUAGCAGCAUAUCAAAGAAUGUUAUCAGAAAAGAGAUAUUAA